Auanema sp. JU1783 is the source of this 573-nucleotide messenger RNA. NCBI's taxonomy places the organism in Eukaryota, Metazoa, Nematoda, Chromadorea, Rhabditida, Rhabditidae. The record is from the annotation of a GenBank genome assembly.
AUGUCAGCAGAGUUAUUAGCGAAACUAAAAGAAUCUAUUGAAGAAGAUGAUGGACUUCUGAGGAAAAGUAAUAAAAAGAAAAAAAGAUCUUUAAACGUCACCAUAGCCCAAUCUAUCCUUACUGCUGCUAACAGGGGUCAGGUUGAACUAGGUGAUGAUGAAAAGUUUCUGGUAGAGAGGAAGUCUAAGAAAGACAAGAGAAAAGUGUCCGACUUGGGUAUCAACGUUAAGCGGGCACAUGAAGGAUAUUCUUUAAUUAAUCAAAUAAGAGAUGAAAAGCCAAAAGAUCUCAAACAACGGAAUAUUCGAUAUAUGAAAUUCAUGGAAAAACGAAAGUUAGAUGAAGGCAAGGUUUCACACAUUCUAAAGCAUCACUUUGGUACCUUGAGUAAAAAAGAUCAAAUUAGAGCCGGUAGAGACAAAAUAACUUGCCUACGAGAUCCGAAGAAACCAUCUAAAGCAGCCAAAGCUAAAGGAAAAAGUGUAUUUUCAGACAAAGAUUUCGCAAGUAUUGCCAAGGAGCCCAAAGCUCUCGAAAAAACAUUCCUGGACGGAGAUGCAGAAUACGAUUAA